Messenger RNA from Syngnathus typhle (broad-nosed pipefish), 5103 nucleotides. RefSeq names its product SNF related kinase a (gene snrka). The transcript is spliced from 8 exons. Gene Ontology annotation, molecular function: protein serine/threonine kinase activity; tau-protein kinase activity; ATP binding. Gene Ontology annotation, biological process: microtubule cytoskeleton organization; intracellular signal transduction; protein phosphorylation. The coding region runs from base 1629 to 3914 and encodes 761 amino acids. Gene Ontology annotation, cellular component: cytoplasm. Lineage: Eukaryota; Metazoa; Chordata; Actinopteri; Syngnathiformes; Syngnathidae. The record is from RefSeq and is a predicted model, not a curated record.
CUCGACGGCGUCUUUUGUUAUUUGCAGCAUGGCUUGUUCAUGACGAGGGAAGACUACCCUUUAUAAAUUGUGCUAAUCCCAAUGAUUUGACUGUCUAAAUAUAGUGUACGCUAUUCUGAUUGGCUGUCACAGAGUGGCAAAUUAAAACCGAUUUGAACAUAUGCAAAUGUGACAAAUGUCUUGGAGCGUUAGCAACAGACUUUUUCCUGUCGUUAGUACUCUGCAUGCAAGUGGUUCAGGAAAUGAUCAACACUGAGUUAAUUACCGAUGGAUUUGGCAGGAAUGGGAGGUGGGCGAUGUUACACAACAAAGUAGCAAGUACUUCUUUGUGCCACUGGAGGGCAGUAUGUACAUUGAAACUGUUGCUUUGUUUUCGUGUACCCUUUGCAAAAGCCAAGAACCUAAAGCUAUAACAAAAUAAUUGGAAAGCAACCAUAACUUACCUAGUUUAAGUAGGGUCUUCACAUUCGGACUGCAUUGUAAAUCCUUUUUCAAUUAAAUGUCGCGCUUCCCGCAGUCCAAACUAGUGACUGGCCGUAAUCCAACUGUGUGAUAGCUCACCGGCCAAGCAGAUCCUGCUUGAACCGUACAAGAGCAUCUUGCCAUUACAUAAUCGGCUAGAACAUUGCCCGUGUGCCUUGCCAACUCUUAACACCGUCGCGCUACAAAUAGCACAUUCAUAAAUACACUCUUUAGGCAGUAAGCUUUUUAUUACACAUCGAUUGCGGAAUCUGUCGUUGAGCUUUUAAAAUCAUGCAGUUUCACAAAACACCAAGUCCUGUUACUAUACGCAAUAAGGAGAAAGCUCUAUAUUUUGGGAGGAAUGUUGCACUGUUAAGAGUAAAUAUUCAGUGAAUUAACGUAAUUGUGACGUCAGAGCUGGUCGCUGCGCAUUGGCAAUCAAGUUCACGUUGUGUAGUAACCGGAAACUGGUAGAUUUAUUUUUAAAAAUAAAACGCCUAAUGGUUGACGUUUGAUAUACCAAACUACAAAUAGAAAAAAAGGGGUUAAGAAAUGAUGUGUGGUUACAUUAGUUUGUAGUUCGUAUUCCAAUGUUCAUAAUGUGCCUCCCAUUCAAUUUGUAAUAAAAAAGUAAUACUAGGAUAAGCUUUUAUUUUGAUAACUCCACCGAGCUCGCUUCCUGUGUUAGCGCUAACCACAUCCGUCGCUUGACGGAAUCGAAGGAGAGGACUGAAGCGAGCUUGAGAGAGAGAGAGGCGUUCAAAUUUUAUUCGGAGUCUCUUUGGGUUUAAAACGCCGUAUGAUUCAACCCAAAUCAGUUCUGAGCGUCACCGAAAAGUUAGCGGGUCGAAGCGUCGCUGAAAGCCGCAGUUCCAGCGGCCGGAUCUCCGUGCGGCCUUGCAGUCUGGUUAAAGGGAGCCCGAAGCGGACGAGUAGUCUGACUGGGCUGGCUUGCUUCCUUCUGCUCAUCGUGAGCACGACAAGAUGGGACUAAAGUGAAAACGCCACUGCAGCAAGCAGCUACUGGCCUCCUUCUUCUUAUCUUACCGGUGCCACACCUCAACUGACAGUCAAGGCUCACGUAAGACAAAAUGGACGUCUGACGGAGGGACCAGAGGGUGACACGAGACUUCUCCUCCCCCCCUGCUUCCCGCCAACACCCCAUCAUGGCGGGCCUCAAACGUCACCAUGAUGGGAAGAUCGCCGGGCUGUACGACCUGGACAAGACGCUGGGCCGCGGGCAUUUCGCCGUGGUCAAACUUGCUCGGCAUGUCUUCACUGGGGAAAAGGUGGCGGUGAAAGUGAUCGAUAAGACCAAGCUGGACCAGAUGGCGCGUGGCCACCUUUUCCAGGAGGUGCGCUGCAUGAAACUGGUGCAGCACCCAAACGUGGUGCGCCUGUACGAGGUCAUCGACACGGCCACCAAGCUCUACCUCAUCCUGGAACUGGGGGACGGCGGCGACAUGUUCGACUGCAUCAUGAAACACGAGGGAGGUCUCAGCGAGGAAGUGUCCAAGUGUUACUUCGCCCAGAUCGUGCACGCCAUCUCCUACUGCCACCGGCUGCACGUGGUGCACCGUGACCUGAAACCCGAGAACGUGGUGUUCUUCGAAAAGCAGGGCGUCGUCAAGCUCACCGACUUCGGCUUCAGCAACAGGUUUCAGCCGGGGAAGAAGCUCAACACCUCUUGCGGCUCGCUGGCCUACUCCGCCCCCGAAAUCCUGCUCGGGGACGAGUACGACGCGCCCGCCGUCGAUAUCUGGAGUCUCGGCGUGAUUCUUUUCAUGCUGGUCUGCGGUCAGCCGCCCUUCCAGGAGGCCAAUGACAGCGAGACGCUCACCAUGAUCAUGGAUUGCAAAUACACGGUGCCCCCGCAUAUCUCCGAAGCAUGCCGAGAUCUCAUCGGCCACAUGCUGCAGCGAGACCCUAAGAAGCGAGCGACUCUAGAGGAGAUCGAGAACCACCCGUGGCUCCAAGGCGUGGACCCGUCGCCGGCCACCAAGCUGUCCACUCCGCUGGUGUCCCACCGUAGUUUGCUGGAAGAAGAACACGGCUCCAUCAUCCAGCGUAUGGUUCUGGGGAGCAUUGCCGACCGAGACGCCAUAACAGAGGCUCUGGAGUCGAAUCAGUACAACCACAUCACGGCGACUUACUACCUGCUGGCUGAAAGGAUGCUGAGGGAACGGCAAGAAAAGGAGCAGCAUAGCCAGACGCGAUCGCCCAGCCCCAGCAAGGCUCAGUUCAGGCAGUCUUGGCCCACCCGAGUGGAUGUCCACCAGGAUGUCAGCGAUGGUUUGGGGGGUCCGGCGAUGUCACACCCCGGGGGGCCCCAGUCUCCCGCCCGCAGCGCAGAAAGCCUCCAUAAAGGCCCCCGGCCCAAAACUGCACUGCCGGACCUCAGUCAGAGGCAGGACAACCGGCAGUUAGUUGGUGGGAACCAGGACAAAGGGCUCCGGCCUCUCUCUAAGCCCCAGUCCAACCCGCUCAGACUGAGCUCCAUAAGCUCAGGGGGGUCUUGUAAAAGUCGCAGUCUCAGCCUUUUUAGCGUGGAGGAGGAUGAGGAGGAAGAGGGGGAGGACAGUUGUUCCCCUUCUGCUGCUCCCGCUCAAGUGGUGCUCCGCUCCAAAGCCUCGUCGUCCCUCGCCUCGUCCCGUAAUCGCUUGACGUCCCGCUUGAGCGCGCCGGUUCUCAACCAGAUCCACGAAGAUGAGAAAGGGGAGGACGAAGCGGACGAGGAAGAAGAGGGGGAAUUAAAAGGGCUUGGCCUGACCAAGCCCAGCCUCAGCCUCAAUCUGAACUCUAGAACAGCCUCGCCCGUCACCACCCAGACGCCCUCCUCGGUGACGAGCGACGACAAUACGGAGAGUCGGCAGCUGCCGGACGCGGCAAUCGGCACUGAGGACGGUGAGAAAAAGGAGUCGGCCCAGGACUGCCCCUCUCACUGUACCAGCCCCGGAUCCGUUUUGGGCCAAGGCAAGAACUCAGCUAAAGCUUCCAGCGGCCUGGUGGAAAGCCUCAAGUUGAUGAGCUUAUGCUUCAGCUCACAGUUUCACAACCUGAAGGGUGGUGCAGGCGGGGGGACGCCGGGCAACGGCCCGGCAGGCAUCGGCGGGGACCCUCAGGAGCGCCCUGUGUGGCGUAUGUGUGUGGGCGGCUCCACCGGGAGCCUGGACAAGGUGUCGCUUCUGGGGGGGCCGUCGCCCCGGGGGAACCUGUACCAGCAACCGCCCCCUUUGGGGGACGUGCUGGCAGACCCCUUGCUGGAGGGGUCUUGCUCGGGGACCUUAAUGCUGGGGGAGCUGGACCUGGCCCGCGAGACCCACAGGAACAUGAAGAACCGUGCCCUGCAGAUGCCUCUGAGCGACAAGACUCUGUCGGUCAACAUCCACCGCGGCCCUAAGGAGGGUCUGCUGUGCACCUCCACCCCUCACAGCUGCUGCCAGGUCAUCUAAGGGGCGGCUUAGGGUUCGACACACUCCUGCACUCAUCGUCUUUUCAUUCAGGCCACGUCGAGCUUUUUAUUCCAUCUCCGUCACAAAUGCCAUUUAUGCCGACUUUGUUUUGAGAUGUGGCCUGUUUAAAAAAAAAAAAAAGAGGCUUUAAGUGCACUCAUGUUACGCACACAAGGUUUGCACACAAUCAUGUAAAAUUUGUAAACACACAAACACACUGACUGCACUUGCUGUUCGAAGGAACACCCGAGCGGUUUUCAUCUCAUCACGUAUUGUUGCACUGUGCUGGUUUUUAUUGACUUAUUUUUAAAUUAUUUUUUUUUUUAAAUGUGGUGUGGGUUUUUUUUGUGUUGAUUGAAAAAGAAAAAAAAAAGACGACUGAAAGCGUGCUUUCAUGAAACUGGGGACGAAUGAAAGAGUCAAGUAAGCUGUUGGUGCGCAGUUUUUUUUUUUGUACUCCAUCGCUUUUAUUUUUCUAUCUGGAGUGUCUGCUCUGAAAUAAUCCCCCCAAAAAAAAGACAAGAGCCUGCACGACCCAAUGUGCCGUGUGCAGCGGACUUUUGAUGUACAUAUGUGAAUACAACUCUGAAGCACUUCAUCUCAGUGUUGACGUAUCGCCGUAGAAAGCACCAUUACUCCUCUUUUCCUGCUGGAUUAUUGAAACAACUUGAAAAAAAGACUCAGACUGAAAGAAAAAAACAUUACACACAUGUACAUACACGUACGUACGUACACCAACAUGGCAGCUCUUUAUCUUAACGUCGAAAAGGGAAUUAAGCGGGCGCAUCCAGAUGUUUUACCGGAAUCAUGGUAGCCGCUGUUGUAGCGUCAUUCCAAAAACAACCCAGGACAGGAGGGGAUUUUCUCCAUGACAACAGUGCCUCCCUGACCCACAUCAAGCAUCGCUGUGUUCAUUUUGGACAUGUGACUCACCCCUGGUGGAAUAUCUAUCUUGACAGUGCAUGUGUCCUUGCUGUAGCAACCUUCAGUCCACCUGUGUGUGUAUAUAAAUAUAUAUACACAGCUGUACUACCUGAGGGAUGAACAAACAGUCAUUUUAUACUGUAGCCACACAGCAACACCAGCGACUGCAAAAUGUACAACAAUAAUGGAUGUGCCAUAUGUCUUGAGCAUAUUGUACUGUAUGUAUAUGAUAGAGGUAUAUUAGAAUAAACUGAUGUGAAUGAAA